AUGCCCCCACGGCACCGACCAAAAUUCCCCGGCCCCACAGAGCACCGAAACACGCCCCACCCCCCGGCACCAAGCCCCGGCGACCGGCUGCAACACCCAACGCGAGCCAGAAAAAACACACAGGCGGCCACGCCCACAGCCGGAGCCCACGCGCAUCCGACGCAAACCGUCUGCGAGCGCCACGAAACCACACCCAAAACGCCCCCCAGGCCAAAAGCGCGGCCCCACCCCACCAAGACCAAUGCCAACAGCGUGCAACGCAACACACCGCGCACAGAAACAACCCAAGAGCAGAAAGCCGCUCGGUGCCCGAACCGCAAGAAGAGCAGACCGCAGCCGGAGCAACCACCCCCCCCCAGCACCCCAAGGGUAGCGCAAAGCAGCUCCGCCACUCCGCCGCUCCGGCCCCCACGACGCGCCAGGCAGAGCCACUGCACCCUCAACCCACCCCGCAGCCACACCCGCUGCGAUCAGCGGGAACAAAGCAGCUUCACCAUGCCUCCAAGUGGGAAAACCCACCCGAAAACCCAGCCAGCCCAUCCACACCAGCCCCUCAACACCACCCCCGCCGGAGCCGCCCAGACCCCCACACACCAGCGGUGCACUGCCGGCAGGACAUCCACCCAAUGGGCACCACCCGCCCCCUGA
Messenger RNA from Cyprinodon variegatus (sheepshead minnow), 648 nucleotides. Its product is annotated as extensin-like. The record is from RefSeq and is a predicted model, not a curated record. Lineage: Eukaryota; Metazoa; Chordata; Actinopteri; Cyprinodontiformes; Cyprinodontidae. The coding region runs from base 1 to 648 and encodes 215 amino acids. The transcript has a single exon.